Molecule: messenger RNA, 3522 nt
Organism: Coregonus clupeaformis (lake whitefish)
Lineage: Eukaryota; Metazoa; Chordata; Actinopteri; Salmoniformes; Salmonidae
Product: netrin receptor UNC5C-like
Exons: 17
Coding region: 424-3309 (961 amino acids)
Biological process (GO): netrin-activated signaling pathway
Cellular component (GO): membrane
Molecular function (GO): protein binding; netrin receptor activity
Source: RefSeq, a predicted model, not a curated record
CUGAGGUUGUAUGCGCUCUCGCUUGAUGGAGUGAGGAGAGCGGUAGAGGCAGUUACGGAGGACUUUUGUGAAUUUUCAGAUUCGGAACAAGAACUACUUAUCAAAAAGACAUCGGCCCAUAGAUUCAGCUAGACCAGUUAAUCAUUAAAGUGAACAGAGCAAACGGUAAUUUCAGAGGUUUUCAUGCAUACCUUCAUAUGAAACCAAUCUAAUAUCUGUCUUAUUUCAAAACUGUUUCACUGAAGUCCUGGAAUUUGUUGAUUCUCUAUAAAUUUUCCUCCCUCGUUCUACCUUCCCUUUCUAUUCAUCAAAUUUGAGGCUCUGAAAGAUUUCAUUGCCGCUGCUGCAAGGACUGUUGAUCAUUUGGAACGUCAUUUGAUAGCCACUGGACUUGCUUCAUCGCGGAGUUUUUGACUCCUCAUCAUGGGGUACAGUGGACAAACUGCUAGAAGUGGAAGAAGAGGAGUCGCGGGAUGCUUACUGCAGAUGAUCACCAUUUCUUUGGUUUUUCUAAUUGCCUUCGUGGAUAUCGGAGCUUCUCAAGUAAGAGAUGAUGAUGACUUCAUGGGAUUGGGUGAUCUGCCAGAGACCUUCCCCUCGGACCCCCCGGAGCCCCUCCCAGUGUUCCUGAUGGAGCCCGAGGAGGCGUACAUCGUCAAGAACAAACCUGUCAAUCUUUACUGCAAGGCCACGCCCGCCACUCAGAUCUACUUCAAGUGCAACAGCGAGUGGGUCCACCAGAAAGAACACACUGUGGAGGAGAGGGUGGACGAGAACUCGGGCUUGGUGGUGCGAGAGGCCAGUAUUGAGAUCACACGGCAGCAGGUAGAGGAGCUGUUUGGACCAGAGGACUUCUGGUGUCAGUGUGUAGCCUGGAGCUCUGCAGGGACCACCAAGAGUCGCAAGGCACACGUCCGCAUCGCCUAUCUCAGGAAGACGUUUGACCAGGAGCCUCUGGGAAAGGAAGUGUCUCUAGAACAGGAAGUGCUUCUUCAGUGCCGUCCUCCAGAAGGAAUCCCUGCUGCUGAGGUGGAGUGGCUAAAGAAUGAGGAGAUCAUAGAUCCUGCUGAUGAUCGUAACUUCUACAUUACCAUCGACCAUAACCUGAUCAUCAAACAGGCCAGACUAUCUGACACAGCUAACUACACAUGUGUCGCCAAGAACAUCGUCGCUAAGAGACGGAGCACCACGGCAACUGUCAUCGUCUAUGUGAAUGGUGGCUGGUCAACGUGGACAGAGUGGACAGUGUGUAACAGUCGCUGUGGCCGUGGUUACCAGAAGCGUACGCGGAGCUGCACCAACCCAGCACCGCUCAACGGCGGCGCCAUCUGUGACGGGCAAGGCAUUCAGAAGCUGGCAUGCAACCCACUGUGCCCAGUGGAUGGCCUGUGGACAGAGUGGAGUAAAUGGUCCACGUGUGGGACAGAGUGUACCCAUUGGAGGAGGAGGGAGUGCAGCGCCCCGGCACCCAAAAACAGGGGGAAGGACUGUGAGGGCAUGGUGCUUCAGUCCCAGAACUGCACCGAUGGCCUGUGUAUGCAGAGUUCCUUAUAUCAGAAGUCCUCUGAAUUCAACAAAGACAAGAUUGAUUUGGGAUAUCCAUCUGCCCCCAGUACAGAUGACGUGGCGCUGUACAUUGGCGUCGUCAUCGCUGUGAUCAUGUGUCUGGUCAUCUCCGUCAUCGUGGCGCUGUUCGUCUACAGGAAGCACCACCGCGACUUUGACUCUGACAUCAUAGACACCUCGGCCCUCAACGGGGGCUUCCAGCCCGUCAGCAUCAAGACGGCUCGAACAGCUGACCUCCUGACGGCGCCCCCUGACCUGACCUCUGCGGCGGCCAUGUACCGCGGUCCGGUCUACGCCCUCCACGAUGUGGCCGACAAGAUCCCCAUGACCAACUCCCCCCUCUUGGACCCCCUGCCCAACCUGAAGAUCAAGGUGUAUAACUCCUCUGGUCUGGUAACCCCUUCAGAGGACCUGUCUGACUUCUCCUCCAAGCUGUCCCCCAAGCUGCCCCACUGCCUGCUGGAUGGGGACACCAUGGGAAGGAGGACCCAGACCCAGACCCUGCUCCGAACCGGCACCAGGGACCCCUCCUGUACCGCUCUGGGCUCCUUCAACUCCCUGGGGGGGCAUCUCAUUGUCCCCAACUCAGGGGUGAGUCUGCUAGUUCCAGCGGGGGCAGUCCCACAGGGUAGAGUGUAUGACAUGUACGUGACCGUUCACAGGAAGGACAGCAUGAGGCCCCCAGUCGAUGACUGCCAGACAGUGCUGAGUUCAGUGGUGAGCUGUGGCCCCCCAGGGGCCCUCCUGACUCGCCCAGUCAUCAUCACCAUGCACCACUGUGCUGAGGCCGACAGUGAUUCAGCCGAGGAUUGGCUGAUCCAGCUCAAGAGCCAAUCACAGCAGGCCCAGUGGGAGGAGGUGGUGGUGGUAGGAGAGGAGAACUUCACCACUCCCUGUUACAUCCAGAUGGAUGAGGAGGCAUGUCACAUCCUGACAGAGACCCUAGGGACCUACUGCCUGGUGGGCCAGUCCUGCAGCGCGGCCACCACCAAGAGACUCAAACUGGCCAUCUUCGGCCCCGUCACCUGCCCUGCCCUGGAGUACCACAUUAGAGUCUACUGCCUGGACGACACACAGGACUCACUCAAAGAGGUCCUGCAGAUGGAGAAACAGAUGGGAGGGAAACUCCUGGACGAACCAAAGACCCUCAACUUCAAGGACAGCACCCACAACCUGCGACUGUCCAUCCACGAUGUCCCACACACACUGUGGAAGAGCAAGCUACUAGCCAAGUACCAGGAGUUGUCGUUCCAGCAGGUGUGGUCUGGGUCCCAGAGGAAUCUCCACUGUACCUUCACCCUGGAGAGGUUCUGUCCCAGCACCGUGGACCUGGCCUGUAAGCUGUGUGUUCGACAGGUGGAGGGGGAGGGACAGAUUUUCCAGCUCGACACCACCCUCUCAGAGGACACCCAGAGUAUCGAUACGUCUCUGCUGGAUCCGGCCAGUAACAUCACAACCCUGGUGGGGCCCAAUGCCUUCCGCAUUCCCCUCUCCAUCAGACAGAAGCUCUGUGGCAGCCUGGACGCACCACAGAAUCGAGGCAACGACUGGAGGAUGCUAGCACACAAACUCAACCUGGACAGGUAUCUGAACUACUUUGCCACUAAGUCCAGUCCUACGGGGGUGAUUCUGGACCUGUGGGAGGCCCAACACUUCCCUGAUGGGAACCUCGGCCGCCUGGCUGCCGUGCUGGAGGAGAUGGGUCGCCAUGAGAACCUUGUGCUCAUGGCAACAGACCACUGACACCCGUCCUUCAAAGAACAGGAUGUUCCAGGGAGGAGUGAGAGAUGAGUCACAGAGAAAAGUAGUGAGAGAGGAACAAUCUGUUAGCUGAAAUACAGGAAAGGCAGAGCUAGACCUCUCUUCCAUCAGAGAACACACAUCCAUAGAGACACACACAAACAUACACUGAACAAAAAUAUAAAUGCAACAUGCAACAAUUUCAAAGGUUUUGUG